AUGGGCAGCUCAUCGAACCCGGCUCACAAGGCAGGCGUGCCUCGCACAGAUAUCGUUUGGGGUAUUAACCGUGGUCACCCCACCAACCGCCGUAUCCUGGCCCCUCGUCGCGUGCACCAGAAGGGUGUCGCGAGCGAGCGUGUCAAGACGAUCCGGAGCGUCAUCCGCGAGGUGACGGGCUUUGCUCCUUACGAGCGCCGUGCCAUGGAGUUGAUUCGUAACUCGAGGGACAAGCGUGCGCGUAAGUUCAUUAAGCGCCGUAUCGGCACAAUCGGCCGUGCUAAGCGCAAGAUGGACAUCCUCACGACGGCCAUUGCUGAGCAGCGCCGCACUGGUCACUAA
Molecule: messenger RNA, 342 nt
Organism: Malassezia restricta
Lineage: Eukaryota; Fungi; Basidiomycota; Malasseziomycetes; Malasseziales; Malasseziaceae
Product: large subunit ribosomal protein L36e
Exons: 3
Coding region: 1-342 (113 amino acids)
Biological process (GO): cytoplasmic translation
Cellular component (GO): ribosome; cytosolic large ribosomal subunit
Molecular function (GO): structural constituent of ribosome
Source: RefSeq, a predicted model, not a curated record